AUACUCUUUAUACAGUAGAUAGUGUUCUACUGGUAGAUGGUCAGGUUCUCUCUGGUAUCGUCCAUGAGUACAUUUGUAUGGUGCCGUUUGGUUUGCCGUUCUACACUGUGGUCACUCAAGGGUUCAUAGCACAGGUACCACUUCUGAUCAUAACAGAGAAGAAGUUCAUCAAAUAA
Molecule: messenger RNA, 176 nt
Organism: Perkinsus marinus ATCC 50983
Lineage: Eukaryota; Perkinsozoa; Perkinsida; Perkinsidae
Exons: 2
Source: RefSeq, a predicted model, not a curated record